AGCGUUAGUUUGUUCUUCCGCAUUUAUUAUCUUAGAGCACAAGAGAGUAGCGUAUUUCGAAGUUACUGCGAAUUUUUGUUUUUGCGAAAAGUGGUACAUUACGUUCUUCAGACGUGUACAGUGGCAGCCAUGGAUGACAUGAAUACUAACUGGAUAAAACAAGAGAUAACAGAUGAGGUACCUUCUGAGCCGGACCCUAUGGUUCUUGAAGAUCCAGAGGGGAACUCCUGCCCCAUGGACUUUAUCAAAGAGGAUCCUGAAGCAAAUUUGCAUGUGGAUGAAACUGAGAAUAUUACGUGUACAGUGGCAGCCAUGGAUGACAUGAAUACUAACUGGAUAAAACAAGAGAUAACAGAUGAGGUACCUUCUGAGCCGGACCCUAUGGUUCUUGAAGAUCCAGAGGGGAACUCCUGCCCCAUGGACUUUAUCAAAGAGGAUCCUGAAGCAAAUUUGCAUGUGGAUGAAACUGAGAAUAUUGUGUUAGCCUCAAUGAGAUGUGCUUCUGAUAGUGUAAGGUUGGUUCAUAGUAUGGGUGAGAGCUGUGGCAUUUCAUUAGAAGAAACUGUUCAUGAAGGAGUAAUCCAUGACAAGCUGGAGAGAGGUGCAGAGGACACAGUACCUGUCUACAUAUGUGGUACCCAUACACAAGGAUUGACUUUGCAGGAGGAUAGCUCAUUCAGCACCAGACACAAUUGUAGUUUGAGUGAAAUGGAAUUGCAUGAAUUUAGUUGCAGUUUCUGCUUACAGAUAUUUCCUUCAAAAUACAGGCUUAUAAUGCAUAUCUUCACGCACAUUGAUGGUGUACAGCCACCUAUAUUUGUUUGUAGGUCAUGUGGGGAGGUAUUUUCCAGUAAAUCUAGCUUGAACAAACAUUUGAAAGGGAGUGGAGGAGAUGAAGCCUUAUCUGCUGGCAAUAGAGAGAUAUUUGACAGCUGUGAUGAGCAUGAAAACAUUAUCUUGGAAGAUGGUAAAGCAGUUUCUGUAACAGAACAAGCUGAGAAGCAGUUUUCACACAAAGAAACUUUGAAAAAUUCAAAGAAUUCCAUGAAAGACGAAUGUGACACACACAGUAUAACACAUGUUGCAGAGAGACAAGACAAAAGUGAUAGUUAUGGAACUUUAUGUACAGCAGAUAAUGCCAGUACUGAUGCUGCUGUAGUUACUGUAAAGAGACCCCACAAAUGUGAUAUCUGUGGCAAAUCUUUCUUUGAAUUGCGUUAUCUGAAGACACAUUCGUUGAUUCACACUGGAGAGAGACAGUACAGAUGUGAUAUUUGUGGCAAAUCUUUUAUACAGUCGGGUCAUCUCAGCAGUCAUUCAUUAACACAUUCCGGAAAGAAACCACACAAAUGUGACAUUUGUGACAAAUCUUUUAUUGAGUUGCGCUAUCUCAAGAGGCAUUCUUUGGUUCACACUGGCAAGAGACUAUACAAAUGUGAUAUUUGUGGCAAAUCUUUUACACACAUGCGUAAUCUCAAGAGGCAUGAAUUAAUACACGCAGGAUAUAGGCCUCAUAAAUGUGAUAUUUGUGGCAAAUGUUUUUCUCAGUUGGAAACUCUCAAGAGCCACAUAUUAAUGCACUCUGGAGAGAGACCCCACAAAUGUGACAUUUGUGGUAAAACUUAUACUGAGUUGCGUUGGCUCAAGAGGCAUUCAACGAUCCACUCAGGAAAAAGACCACACAAAUGCAAAAUUUGUGGCAAGUCUUUUACUCAGUUGGGUCAUCUUAGGAGUCAUGUACUAAUACACACUGGAAAGAGACCUCAGGAAUAUGCUACCUAAGGCAAAGAAUUUGCUCUUGCUGGUGCCCCUCAAGGUCCACAUCAUAAUACAUAUUGGAGGAAGGCAUUGACACCUGUGAAAAUCCUUAACAUGUCAGGAUUCUGAAGAUAUAUGCCGAUUCUGAAGAUAUAUGCCGUAAUAUGCAGUAGAAAGAAGUCACAGAGAAUGUGACAGAUCAAUUUGUUUAGCUAGACAUUUCACGAAGUUGCAGUACUAAAAAUGAGAAACCAAUCACCCUAUGUGGAUUCUGUGAUUGAUACUGCUAUGUCCCUAUUGCACUUCAAAAGUUCAUCAUUGUAGAGAAAUUGCUUACCUACAUUAGUAAUUGAAUAUAUCGUGCAGUAUUCAUCACUCCACAUAGUUGAAGGAAAUGUCAGUUAUCAUUCUAAAGAUGGGAUCUCAAGACUCAUAUUAGGCAUAGAGCAGGAAAAAAUAAUAAGUUCAUGGCUUAUCCUUCACUCAGGUAGUUAAUACUUGGGCAUACUUACACAACAGUAAUGCUGUGUAUGUAAUGUUGUCUACAUAUGUGUACUUAUUCUGCUGAUCCUCUGUUAUGAAAUAUCUGGUAAUGGCAAAUAUAUAAUAAUGAGCCAGAACUAGAUCAUGGGAUUAAUAGUGUGUUGGCCCACCCUUGGAACACUUUGCAGCAGUCAUUCUGCAUGGUCUGAUUUCCAGAGCUACAUUAUGCCAGAUGUCUAUACAUAGAUCACUCAGUUCCCAAAUUGUAGGCCAACUGGUUUGUGAGCACAGAACAAAUGCCAAGUUAGCUUCCCAGAUGUGUCCCACUAGGUUUGUAUCAGGUAAAUUGGGUGGCCAAUAUGUCAGUAUGAGUUGUUGGCAUGAUUGGCAUUGUGACAUGAACAAUUAUCCUGGAAGAUGCUAGCAUUGUAGGGUCAGCCAUCAAGCAUGAGGGCUGUAGGUUGCUGCAGUAAUGGUCUUGUAGUCCACAGACAACAUUGUCCUUCAGUUAUCGUUUGUCCCCUAGCAGCCCAAGUGAAUGCCCCCAAUUACAUAAUACUUCAUGCAUUGACUGUGUCUCUGGGGUGGUGCACAUUUUGAGCAGGUAUUCAUCUGCAUGAUGACAUAUUUGGACAGUAUUAUCGACCAGCUGUAACAAGUAAAAUCACUUAUGUGUCCAGGUGACAUUUUCAUUGGGCUGUGAUGCAAUCUCAAUAAUCUUUUGCCCACUGCAGUCAUAAUUGUAAAUGUUGUUGGAUCAAAAUGGGAACAUACUGUGUUCGUAUGCUGUGGCACUCUGUUGUCACAUCGGCUAGUGUCACUGUUUCUGUUGUUUUACAGAGAGGAUAAGCCUCUUACCUUCACAUUCUGCAAAAAGACAUGGAUUUCUUAGUCUUUGUCACCAGUCUGUGGUUUCAGUGCCCUUGAACAACUUUUCAUGGAUGCUCACAAAACUAGCACACAAACAGCCAACCAGUUCUGUCGCUUUUCAGAUGCUCAUUCCCAGGCAGCAGGCCCUAACAAUCUGCCCUUCAUCAGAGGCCGUUGUUGUUGUGGUCUUCAGUCCAAACAUUGGCUUGAUGCAGCUCUCCACACUACUCUAUCCUGUGCAGUCUUCCUCAUCUCUGAAUAACUAUUUCAAUUUACAUCCUUCUGGAUCUGCCUAGUGUAUUCAUCUCUUGCUUCCACUCUAUGAUUUUUACUGCUCCACCUCCCUCAAGUACUAAACUGAUUACCGAGCGAGGUGGCGCAGUGGUUAGCACACUGGACUCUCAUUCGGGAGGACGACGGUUCAAUCCCGUCUCCAGCCAUCCUGAUUUAGGUUUUCCGUGAUUUCCCUAAAUCGCUUCAGGAAAAUGCCGGGAUGGUUCCUUUGAAGGGCACAGCCGAUUUCCUUCCCCAUUCUUCCCUAACCCGAGCUUGCACUCCGUCUCUAAUGACCUUGUUGUCGAUGGGACGUUAAACAACACUAACCAACCAAACCUACUAAACUGAUUAUCCCUGGAUAUCUCUGAAUGUGUCCUAUCACCAAUAUUUUCUUCUAGUCAGUUUGUACCACAAAUUUUAUUUCUGCCCAAUUCUAUUCAUUACCUCCACAUUAGUUACUUUAUCUGGUCAUCUAAUCUUCAAAAUUAUUCUGUAGCACUACAUUUUGAAAGCAUCUGUUUGCUUUUUGUCUAAGCUGUUUCACAUCUGCACAAAAGCUUUUAGAAAAGACUUCCUAAUGCUUAACUCUGUAUCUCAUGUUAACAAAUUUCUCCUCUGCAGGAACACUUUCCUUGCCAUUGCCAGUCUACAUUUUAUGUCCCCACUACUUUGGCCAUCAUCGGUUAUUUUGCUGCCCAAAUAGCAAACCUCCAUCUCCCACUUGUCUCGUUUCCUAAUCUAAUUCCUGGAGCAUCAUCUGAUUUAAUUCAAUUUCAUUCAGUUAUCCUUGUUUUGUCCAGUUCAUUCAGCUGUUCCUCCAAGUCCUUUGCUGUCUCUGACAGGAUUACAAUGUCAAUGGCCAACCUAAAAGCUUUUAUUUCUUUUCCCUGGACUUUAAUUCGAACUCCAAAUUUUCUUUGGUUUCCUUUACUGCUUGCUCUAUGUACAGAUAGAAUAAGAUUAGGGAUAGGCUACAACCAUGUCUCACUCCCUCUCAACAACUACUUCCCUUUUAUGCCUGUUGAUUCAUAUAACUGCCAUGUGGUUUCUGUACAAGUUGUAACCAGCCUUUUGCUCCCUGUAUUUUACUCCUGCUACCUCCAAAAUUUCAGGGAGAGUAUUCCAGUCAACACUGUCAAAACCUUUUUGUCAGUCUACAAAUGCUAUAUACAUAGGUUUGCCUUUCCUUAACCAAUCUUCUAAGCUGAAGUCAUAGGGUCAGUAUUCCCUUGAGGGUUUCUACAUUUCUCUGGAAUCCAAACCGAUCUUUCCCAAGGUCAGCUUAUACCAGUUUUUCCAUUCUUCUGUGAAGAAUUUGUGAUAGUAUUUUGCAACCAUGACCUAUAAAAUUAUAGUUUAGUAACAUUCACACCUGCUGUGUUUGGAAUUGGAUUUAUUACAUUCAUCUAUAAGUAUGAGUGUAUUUCAUAGUCUCAUACAUCUAACUUACCAGAUGGGAGAGUUUUGUCAUAGGCUACCAGUAGUUAUGACAGAAUGUCAUCUACUCCCAUGGCUGUGUUUUGACUUCUGUCUUUCAGUGCUCAAAUUCUUCUUGCAGUAUCAUAUCUCCCAUCUGAUCUUCAUCUAUGCCCUCUUCCAUUUCUAUAAUAUUUCCUUAAAGUUCAUCACAGCAUCCUCCUGCCUUUCAGCUCUCCCUUCUUUGCUUAGUACUGGUUUUCUAUCUGAGCUUUUGAUAUUUAUACAGCUGCUUUUAUUUUCUCCAAAGGCUUCUUGAAUUUUCCUGUAUGUAGUAUCUAUAUUUCCCCUAGUGAUACAUAUGAAUCCUUGUACUGGGUGACACACGGGAAAUGGACGGUGUUGAACUGCGUAGUACUGAGGGCGUGGUGGUGGGAGGUGGUCAUGGUGGGGAUAGUUCUGAUCCACACAAGACGCCAUUUCAUGUACUCAGUCACUAUGGAGCAGUGGGGCUUGCAACGUUGAGUGUUUGUCUAUGACAGUUUCGUGAAAAGUGGUGAGUCUAUUAUUGCUACGCAGCGAUUGUUUCGUGCACAGUUUAAUGUCGGUCAACAUGGAGCUGUUCCGAGCCGUAACACAAUCCUCAGAUGGGUGGAAAACUUGAGAUCAACUGGAAACAUACUGGAUAAGAAGCAUCCUGGCCCGAGCCCAGAGUAACGACACCAGAAAAUGUUGAAAGGGUAAGGCAAGCGGCAGUCAGAAGCUCAGGAUGGUCAGCUAGACGUCAUGCUAGUGAGUUACGAAUCAGUCGUGAAUCGGUUAGACGAAUUUUGUAUAAAAAAUUAAGAUUCCAUCCCCACAAAAUGUUCAUUGUCCAACAACUUAAGGAAACUGAUUUUGCUGUACGAGAAGACUCACUUACAGAAUGAAAGUGAUUUUGGGAUCGAAUGAAAAUGAAAUUUUAUUGAUGAGCGAUGAAGCUCAUUUAAACAGGACCAUGAAUAACCAAAAACUAUGUUACUGGGCUCCAGAGCAUUCACACCUUAUCCACCAUCGUCCUCUACACUCAGAAAAAGUAACAGUCUGGUGUGCUCUUGGCUCUGUUGGCAUUAUUGGACCUUAUUUUUUUUUUUUUAAGAGAAUGGGGUCACAGUUAUUGUUAAUUCAAUUUGUCACAUUCGUAUGCUUGAAACAUUCUUGAAACCAGAACUAAGAUGAUGACGAAUCCCUUUAAAACGCAUUUGGUUCCAGCAGGAUGGGGCAACAUCGCGCUUUGCAAACACUUCAGUGACAGUUGUUAGACACAUGUUUCCUGGACGGAUUGUCUCACAUUUUGGCUAUGCUCCUUGGCCUCCCAGGUCUGCCGACUUGUCAGUAUGUGACUUUUCUGUGGGAGUACCUUAAGAACUGUGUCUAUAACCUAAACCUCGAAAUUUGGACGAGUUGAGGUAUGCAAUCAUUCAAGAAAUUGCUGCCAUCCCUGCAAAGAUUUUAGUCCAUGUGAUGGAGGAUUUUGACAACAUUAUUUUUCACAAAUAACUUUGUGAAAUAAAAUGGCAAAUAAUGACAUUUGAAUUUGUGUAAAUAAACAUGCAUUAAUUUUAAA
Messenger RNA from Schistocerca nitens (vagrant locust), 6409 nucleotides. Its product is annotated as zinc finger protein 729-like. The transcript is spliced from 7 exons. Lineage: Eukaryota; Metazoa; Arthropoda; Insecta; Orthoptera; Acrididae. Bases 130 to 1782 code for a protein of 550 amino acids. The record is from RefSeq and is a predicted model, not a curated record.